This is a messenger RNA of Malassezia pachydermatis, 984 nucleotides long. RefSeq names its product serine threonine protein phosphatase ppe1. NCBI's taxonomy places the organism in Eukaryota, Fungi, Basidiomycota, Malasseziomycetes, Malasseziales, Malasseziaceae. The transcript has 2 exons. Gene Ontology annotation, cellular component: cytoplasm. Gene Ontology annotation, molecular function: protein serine/threonine phosphatase activity. Bases 1 to 984 code for a protein of 327 amino acids. Gene Ontology annotation, biological process: peptidyl-serine dephosphorylation; G1/S transition of mitotic cell cycle. The record is from RefSeq and is a predicted model, not a curated record.
AUGGCUGUAGGGAAUCCAGACACUUGGAUUGCGCAGCUGCGCGAAUGCAAAUAUCUCCCCGAGGAAGACAUGUUGCUUCUAUGCGAGCAGGUUCGGCAAAUUAUGCUGGAAGAAAGCAACAUUCAGCCGGUGUCGAGCCCUGUAACGGUAUGUGGUGACAUCCACGGUCAAUUUUGGGACCUUCUUGAGCUCUUCCGUGUCGGUGGCGACUUGCCUGACACGAGCUAUGUUUUUAUGGGUGAUUUUGUGGAUCGCGGGUUCUUCAGCUUAGAGACCCUCUCUCUGCUUAUGGCUCUAAAAGCUAGAUAUCCGCACCGUAUUACUUUACUGCGUGGUAACCAUGAAAGUCGUCAAAUUACGCAGGUAUAUGGCUUCUACGAUGAAUGCAUGCAGAAGUACGGCAGCGCGAGCGUAUGGAAGAGUUGCUGCCAGGUGUUUGACUAUUUGAAUAUCGCCGCCAUCAUUGAUGGCCGUGUUCUCUGUGUGCACGGUGGCCUGAGCCCAGAACUGCGCUCCCUGGACCAGAUUCGUACGAUUAUGCGACUACAGGAAGUCCCGCAUGAAGGUCCCUUCUGCGACUUGAUGUGGUCCGAUCCGGAAGAGAUUGAGACAUGGAGCGUUAGCCCUCGUGGUGCUGGCUGGCUCUUUGGCCGUAUGGUCACAAAAGAAUUCAAUCACUUGAAUGGAUUGGAGCUUAUUGCUCGUGCCCACCAACUUGUACAGGAAGGAUUCAAACUUAUGCAUGAUAACAACAUUGUGACUGUAUGGUCAGCCCCGAACUACUGUUAUCGAUGUGGCAAUGUGGCCUCUGUGUUCCAAGUCGACGAUCUGCUCGAAGUCGAUAACAAGAAAACCGACAGUUCGGAUGAGCAGCAGCAAGGCUCGCGCUUCAACUCAACUCACUUCAAAAUCUUCGAUGCAGUGCCUGAUCAAGAAAGGAUGCACCCUACACGAAAUAAUACAGCAUCGCAGUACUUCUUGUAA